Paramecium tetraurelia is the source of this 1029-nucleotide messenger RNA. RefSeq lists its product as uncharacterized. NCBI's taxonomy places the organism in Eukaryota, Ciliophora, Oligohymenophorea, Peniculida, Parameciidae. The record is from RefSeq and is a predicted model, not a curated record. The transcript has 5 exons. Gene Ontology annotation, molecular function: cysteine-type deubiquitinase activity.
AUGAGUGGAACAGAUGAAGGAAGCCAAGAUGAUUCGGAUGAUCAAUAAUGUGUCAAUUCCUCUGUGAAUAUGAGUUUGUCAGACAGACUCAAAUAAUAGGCUCUGGAUGUUCACAGGAUGUUAAAACAACUGGAAAGGGAGUUCGAAGAGGAGGAAUGCCAAACUUAUUAUAUUUUGAGCAAGAAUUGGCUCGACAAAUGGAAGCAGUAUGUUUCUUAUGAGAAUGUGGUGAGUAAUUAAAGUGUUCCCAACACUUCUGGAAAGAUGAUGCCUCAAAAUUUCAAUCAUGAUCUAAUUGAGCCAUAUGUCAAUGAAUGCUUCAAGUUUUACCCUCUCAGCACUAAUCCCUGGAAUUUGUGGCUGAAAUCCAAUCUCGACGAAGGCACACACUAUAUAGUCAUUUCGCAACAACUUUCGUCCUAUUUCAAUCAAUAUUAUCGAGGCACGAACAUCGUCAGAAAUGCCACAGGUAAGGGCAAAGACAAGAAGGUCAUCGCUAAUUUGUUGAAGUUUAAUGCAAUCCUCAUGAUUCCCAACACCGUCAAUCAAAUUGCACAAGACAACCUCACUCAAUUAGAAAAAGAGUAUUUGUAAGUCGAUGAGAAUGCCAAUCUCCAAGACUUUUACACCACCAUUCUCAAAACAGUACCCACUUUCAGAGGAAACUAUAACAGACAAAAUGGAGUUCGCAUUUGGAGAUACACCAAUGAUACCGAUCCUCACAAGGCACUCUUUGCUGAAAUCAAAAAACAAGUUGAAGACCUAGACUUCAAUGAUGACUAGAUCUUCAACUUUUCAGGGUCUCCAGUUUCAAUUUCAUCAGAACUCACUUUUAAAUCAUUGAAUUUGACUGAUAAAGAUAUUAUCAUUAUUGAAUUCCAACAAAUAAACAGACCCUGGUGCAUCAGACACCCUUUCUGUUCCAGUCGAAGGAAAGUGCGAGGGGUGUUCCAACAUAACCGUACUAACCGUUCUCUGUGUCUGCAAAAAGGUGUCCUAUUGCACAGAACAAUGCAGAAUCAACGAUGA